Molecule: messenger RNA, 3096 nt
Organism: Peronospora belbahrii
Lineage: Eukaryota; Oomycota; Peronosporomycetes; Peronosporales; Peronosporaceae
Source: the annotation of a GenBank genome assembly
AUGGGCAACACAAAAACAAAAGACCAAUCGAGUUAUGUUACUUCAUUAGAACCACGAGCUCCAAAUCGUCAUGAGUUAGACACGACUUUACCAGCACCAGGUCCUACUAGUAACAACGUCGAUUCAUCGUCAUCCUUUCGUAUCCUUUCAGCUAAUCAACGCGCUAUUACGUUUGACGAGCGUGUGCAUUUGCGCUCAGACUCGAGAAGUCAUAGUGACCGUAUACCGGCCGAAGGUAGCAUCAUGUCGGGAUUUCAACCACUUGAACGUGCUGCUACCUUCGAUUCCCGUUUAUACCCGAUGAAACAGCGUUUGACUGCGUCUGAUGUGGCGUAUCGUCGCUAUUUUAAUGUACACGAACGACGGGUGAAGAUGAACGCUGACCGUAAUUUGUUUCGUAUUGCUGAGAGUGAUAAAGAACGUCAAGAAGCGAUUGUUAUUGUAGAUCCAUAUACUACAGGGAUGACUCUGGCUCAGAAGAUUCUUGAUCGUGGUUAUUUGUGUAUCUGUGUGUACUCGGAUACACUUGAAGUGACACAAGAGCGCAUUGCACACGUGCCAAAGGAAUUGGCUGCCAAGUUUCUGGCUAUUAUUUACCACGAUGGGGACAUCGCACGUGAGGACGAGAACAAGGCAUUUACGGACACGGUAAACGCGAUCCGUUGUGUCAAGAAUGUGGACAUUGUUAGCAUUUUUGCGGGCGCUGAGACAGGCGUGUUACUGGCCGACAAACUUUCGGAGCACUUUCAGCUCACAACUAACGGUACAAAAGGCUCCGCCGCUCGACGCAAUAAAUACUUGAUGGGUGAGAAGGUGCGUGCAGCAGGAUUACGAGCUGUGGCCCAAGUGCAAGCAACUAAGUGGUCUCAGGUCGCGUCUUUUGUCAACGAGGAGCUAUUGCCGAUGUUAAAAGGCAAAGACUUUAAAGUCAUUGUGAAGCCGGUGGAUAGUGCAGGCAGUGACGAUGUCAUGCUGUGCCACUCAAUGGACGAAGUUCGCACCGCUUUUGGUAAUAUUCAAGGCAAGAUCAAUCGGUUGGGACUUGAGAACCAGGCAACGCUGGUACAGGAGUAUCUGGAAGGCACGGAGUACGUUGUGGAUACAGUCAGCCGCAAUGGCGUGACCAAGGUUGUAGCGCUAUGGGAGUACGACAAGCGCGCAGUGAAUGAGGCGCCAUUUGUAUACUACGGCGUCUUGCUGCGAGCAGCUCCUGAUGGUUCUGUAUUGGCAAAUGUAUCUGAUUACAUUCUGAAGGUGGUGGACGCACUGGAGAUCGUGCAUGGUCCCGCGCAUGCAGAAGUGAAGGUAGUGAGAGGUGAACCGUGUCUUGUGGAGAUUGGUGCUCGCUGCCACGGUGGAUCUGGCUCGUAUCUACCAAUUGUGACUCCUUGUCUUGGUCAUAACCACGUGGACGCUGCAUUGGAUUCAUAUCUGAACGCUGAAGCUUUUGAACGAUUGCCUGACCGUCCGAAGGAGCUUCAAGCUUAUGGUUGCGAAGCGAUGCUCGUGUCAUACGAGACUGGAAAGCUUGCAGGUUACCCGGGAAAGGAUGAACUAGAAAGUCUGCCGUCUGUAGUGUCUACGGUAUGGUAUACCCAUAUUGGAGAAGAGCUGAAAGCUACAGUCGACAUGUUUACGACGCCUGGCAGUAUUAUUAUGGUUCACGAAGACGAAGAGCAGUUGAUGCGCGAUUACGCACGCAUUCGUGAGUUGGAACACAAGGGUUUGUAUGCACUAGAACCCGAAGAGGAAGCCAAAUUUAAACCGGAGGUAUCGCGCGGUACUGUUGUGGUCGUAGACCCCUUCUCGACGGGUGCUGUGCUGGCACACGAACUUAUGACUAAAGGAUACGAGUGCAUUUGCGUGUACAGUUUUCCCCCUGAGAUCGUCGAGAGCGCGGCAAAUCUAGUGCCCGAAGGACUUACACUGGAGUUUGCAGCCACUGUUGCGUUCGAGGGUAACCUGGAUCAGACGGUGGAUGCCAUUGCUAAGGCGGCAAAGAAGAUAGCAGAACGACAAAGUAAGAAUAAUAUUGGGAUGAAAGCAAGUACUUCAGUGUGUGCGGUGUUUGCUGGAUCGGAAUUAGGCGUCAAGCUAUCUGAUGCUCUCACGGAUGCUUUAGGGCUACAGGGUAAUCCCAUGGAGCAUUCGAAUGCACGACGUGAUAAGUAUCUUAUGGGUGAAGCUCUACGUGCUGCCGGCAUACGUACUCUAAAGCAGGCGAAGGCAAACGUUUGGGCUGAGGUAGAGGCCUUCAUUAAGCAAGACCUGAAGCCAGAGCCUUUCCAAGUGGUGCUUAAGCCGUUAGAGAGCGCGGGCACUGAAGACGUAACGCUGUGUCUAUCGUUGGAAGAAGCUAAGCAAGCGUUUGACGGUAUCAUAGGCAAGAUCAAUAGCCUUGGACUCCAGAAUGACGCUGUUUUGGUGCAAGAGUACCUGGAAGGCGAUGAGUACGUGGUUGAUACGGUUAGCCGCAAUGGCGAGCACAAGGUGACCGCCAUCUGGAAGUACGACAAACGUCGCGUGAAUGGCGCUGCAUUUGUAUACUUCGGACUGUCACUGGUGCCUGCCGAUGGUAUCGUCAAUGAAAUCAUUGAUUACCAGUUCCAAGUUCUCGACGCGAUGGGUAUAUGCAAUGGACCCGCACAUGGAGAGGUCAAGUUUUGCCGUGGGUCUCCAGUAUUAAUAGAGGUUGGCUCUCGAUGCCACGGGGGCGAGGGUGCAUGGGUACCCAUCGCUAACAUUUGCGUGGGCUACAACCAAGUGACUGCGGCCGUUGACAGCAUUUUGGAUGGCGAGGCCUUUGCAAAGCUCCCUGAUCGACCUAAGCUGCUUGCAUAUGGUUGUAAGGCCAUGCUAGUGUCGUACAAGAAUGGCGUCUUGAAGAGUUUGCCGGGCAUCACGAUGAUUGAAAAAAUGCCAGCUUUUCUUAGAAAGGAGAUUUUUGUCGCACCAGGUGAUACUGUACGUCAGACAGUGGACAUGUUCACAACACCAGGUAGCAUAAUGCUUACCCACAAGGACCUUGACGUGCUCGAGAGUAAUCUUGCUCGUAUUCGCGAACUUGAGGUCGACGGAUUAUUCGAGCUGGAGUAA